Neurospora hispaniola is the source of this 459-nucleotide messenger RNA. RefSeq lists its product as uncharacterized. The record is from RefSeq and is a predicted model, not a curated record. Lineage: Eukaryota; Fungi; Ascomycota; Sordariomycetes; Sordariales; Sordariaceae. The coding region runs from base 94 to 372 and encodes 92 amino acids. The transcript has a single exon.
GGAAUAGUAGGUACCUAGGUACUGUAUGAUAAACAGCGGAAGAAGUGGGCUAUCGGGGGGUCGGGGCGGCAUGAAGUUAUUUGAUGCCAGAUCAUGAUCAAAGGAUGCAUGAGCGCAGUGUACCUACCUCUACUAGUACGUACUAUUUUAUCUAUCCGACAAAGUCAUCGUAUCUGGCAAAACGACCUUCAAGUCGUUAUCUGGACAUCCUGUGUCAUAAUCUACCUAGACCGCAGGAAAAGACUGGUCAGAUCGAUCCGAGUUGUUGAGGAGGCGUCACGACUGAUUAGAACCAGUGUAGUGCAGUGCGGUGCGCUGCAGCGGUCGGUUACGAAACCCUCGGGUUCGCCCGAGUUGAGUACGGUACUCUGAGUUUCACACCCGGCCCGCCUAGUAAUAAACCCAGAGCUGUUAGAAGGGGUAGUAGAGCGAUUGAUUUUCGCAUAAUUAAGAAAUGCC